This is a messenger RNA of Peniophora sp. CBMAI 1063, 821 nucleotides long. Lineage: Eukaryota; Fungi; Basidiomycota; Agaricomycetes; Russulales; Peniophoraceae. The record is from the annotation of a GenBank genome assembly.
GGAACCCCUCAACGGCGUAUCAUCCACAGACAGACGGACUUACCGAGCGCUAUAACCAGGAACUCAAGACCUUCCUUCGCCUCUACGUGGAUUAUCACCAGAGCGAUUGGGUCAAGUACCUCAAGUCGGCGCAGUUUUCGUACAACAACACGGUCCAUUCCUCGCACCACGAAACCCCGUUCUACGCCUCCGAGGGACGCCACCCGUAUAGCGGACUCAAUCCCCGUGCCACAGACCACGUACCCGCCGCCACGUCAUACGCUCAGCACCUCAAGAAGGUUCAUGAGGAGAUCGCAUCUGCACUACGUCAGGCUAAAGAAGCCAUGAAGGAGGUUUACGACCGACAUCGCCAGGACGCUCGCAACUACGAGGUUGGCGACCAGGUGUGGCUGGAAGCAACCAACCUCAAGUCCAAACGUCCUUCACCCGCGCUUAAUGAACGUCGUCACGGUCCUUUCAAAAUUCUCGAGAAGAUUGGUGCCUCCGCAUAUCGCUUGGACAUUCCCCCAACGUGGAAGACGCACAACGUGUUUAAUGAAGCUCUCCUCACGCCCUACACCCCGCCCGCUUUUACGAAUCAAGCCAACCCGCCAGAGCCCCCACCUGAGAUGAUCGACGGCGAAGAACGAUAUGAGGUCGAGGCCGUCAUCAACUCGAAGAUUAUUGGCCGAGGCGCACACCGGAGCAUGAUGUACUUGGUUAAGUGGAAAGGAUACUCAGACCGCCACAACAGUUGGGAACCAGUCGCCAACUUGAUGCAGGAUGCCGAUGAAGCAAUUGAUGACUACCACAAGGCACAUCCACGACGUAUGCGUGUCUAG